Molecule: messenger RNA, 290 nt
Organism: Aedes albopictus (Asian tiger mosquito)
Lineage: Eukaryota; Metazoa; Arthropoda; Insecta; Diptera; Culicidae
Product: small ribosomal subunit protein eS17-like
Exons: 1
Biological process (GO): translation
Cellular component (GO): ribosome
Molecular function (GO): structural constituent of ribosome
Source: RefSeq, a predicted model, not a curated record
GCUCUCAACAAGAUCGCUGGUUUCGUGACACGCCUGAUGAAGCGUCUGAGCCACUCGCAGGUCCGUGGUAUCUUCAUCAAGCUGCAGGAGGAGGAACGUGAACGCAGAGAUAACUACGUACCGGAGGUGUCCGCUCUGGAGCAGGACAUCAUCGAAGUGAAUCCGAAGUCCAAGGAGAUGUUGAAGCAGCUGGACUUCAACAACAUCGUUGUCCAGGUGACCAACCCGUCGGCGCAGGGCUACAGCCGUCGCAACUAAGUCUGCUGCAUGGACCAAUCAAGUCUCGUCUA